AACUUUAUGCUUUAUUUCGUGUGUUUCUUGAGCGAGGAGAAGCAGAAACAUGGCGGCGAUCAAGUCAUCUAUUUCAGUAGGUGUAGGAUUGCUAAUCAUACUUUGCUCUGUGCAGUAUUCGUUACAAGAUUGCGACAGGCCUACCAAUCUUGACCCAAACAUCAUAAUUGAUCCUGACCAACAAACAUACGGGACAUACUAUAGUUUUGGUACUUCCUGCAUAACUGGUUACGAUAAGACAGGACCCGACAAGUACUGGUGCUAUCCAUCCGGUGAUGGAAGCCCUGAUUACUGGGAUCGUGAUACUAGUCCUGCGACUCUGUCUUGUUCAGCGCAAGGAGAACCGUGCCCUAAACCAAAUAUUACUGACUCUGCGGUGGUGAUCACACCAGAAAAAGCCUCCUACGAUACGCACGAGACAGUCACUGCUUCCUGCUCAAGCGGAACAUUAUCAGGAGAUGGUGUUGGGGAGUGUCUGCCAGAUGGAACGUGGGAUUUCACAUCAGAGCCAUCAUGCCUAUUAACUACUCUAGGACCAUUCAGUACUGACAACUUCAAAACUGAAGAAGAGACAACUAUUGAUCCACAACCAGACCCCACCACCAUCACCCCUGCAGGAGCCAGCGUAUCUUGUGAGAGCACGACCAUGACGGUUCUCCUCGACCGAGCUCUGCUCGAGAAUAACGGUGAUGCCACUGACGUCCACUACGAAGACCAGAGCUGUGUCGGGUACGACUACACCGGAAGUCGCAUAGCCGUCACCACCAGAUAUGACGACUGUGAUACUGUGUCGGAGCAAACUGCUGAUGUCAUCAAGUACUCCAACGUCGUGACGUACUUCAAACCGACGGGUGAAAACGGAUCGCUGAUCACGCGUGAUUUCCGCCUCAAGAUCCCCGUCACUUGCGAGAUCAAACGCCGCAGUCUACUCGGUAGCUCCUUCAAGCCCAAACUCGGCAUCGUGAGCUUCAGCGAGACUGGUUACGGUAAUUUCUCGCUCACCCUCGACCGCUUCUCCGACAUCUCCUUCACCUCGCCGGCACCCGACCAAGACGCGCUGGUGUAUCUCGGGGAGACGCUGUUCUUUGGGGUGACCCUAGACGCGGUUUCUGACCUGACGUUGUUUCUUGACCGCUGCUGGGCAACGCCCGAUGUCUACCCUAUGAACCCGAUCGAAUUUACGUUCGUAAAAGAUGGAUGCGGGCUGGAUCCUACCGUAGGCUUUCAUGAUAUACAGCGUUUAAUUAAGGGAUUCUCUAUCGAUGCUUUUGCUUUCAUUGGCGAAUAUCCAGAGGUAUACCUUCAUUGUGACGUGCUUGUUUGUGAUACCGACCCUGCAUCCCGCUGCUCACAGGGUUGUGUAACCAGGGCCAAACGUAGCGCAGCCGGGCAGCCUCGGGGUUCGAGCUCCAAGCCACACACCAUCUCUAACGGACCUAUGUCUGAUCAAGCAGCUGCUGGUUCAAGCUCAAUGGACACAUCAUGGUUGGCGAACCCAGUCAACAUGAUGCUGGUGGCAGCCGCUGGUUUCUUCAUCACCGUGGUUGCUAUGGUAACGGUGAAAAAGUUGAGAUCACGUACUAAAGUCUCCAAAGGAUACAGCCGUCUGCAGACUGAGGGUGAAAUCGAAGCUUAGAACUAGGAGAAGAAAGAAGAACGUGGAGAAGGGGGAGGAGGAGAUGAAAGAAGAAAAAAGAGAGGAGAUGAUGAAUGAUGAUAAAGAUGAAGAAGAAGACGAAUGAGACAUAAAGUUUGUGACGACACAAGCUUUUCUGGUCAUUUAUUCAAUAUCUCGCAAAUGGCAUAUAUCUCGAAUAUAUCAUGCAUAUCAUUAUAGAGUAAUAUGGAAUUUAUAAUUCGUUUGUUGAAAGAAAUAUAUGAUCAUGAUUAUAUACAUAAUUAUUUCGAAAAUAAAAAAGAGACGUUCGUUUUCAGUUAACCUCUAGCUUUUUAUAAAGACAACUUUUAUGAGUACGUCGAUGAUAGUGACACUUCUGGCUAUGAAAUUAUUACAAACGAUUGUUAAUGCUUAAGUUGAUACACCUCCUGCAAGAAGGUGGAAACAUAUAACUGAAAAUUAAACUCGGUAAAAUGUGUUGAUGUUUAUACUGUUCUCUAAUGCGCUCCAGAUGAAGUUCAAGAAAAAGCCGAUCGAGCAAUAUAUUUUUUGCAUUUAUUGUAGGCCUACUUCUCAUUUUUGAUUUAUUCUAAUUUUUGGUAUACUGUACAGUAAUGUAUUAAAAUGAUUUUGAAUCUCUUUAUCCUAUCCUACCACUAUGUAUCCCUUCUUCUUUCCCAUACUUUUCCCCAUAUUCUCUCUCUCUCUCUCUCUCUCUCUCUCUCUCUCGUUCUCUGUCUUUCUCUAGCUACUUCUUAUUCCCUGUGAAAUGAAUUCCUAUGUGAAAAAUAUCUCACUGGAAAAUAAAUUCUAUCCGAAUUGAUGAUUAAA
This is a messenger RNA of Strongylocentrotus purpuratus (purple sea urchin), 2449 nucleotides long. RefSeq names its product ZP domain-containing protein-like. The transcript is spliced from 11 exons. Lineage: Eukaryota; Metazoa; Echinodermata; Echinoidea; Camarodonta; Strongylocentrotidae. The coding region runs from base 50 to 1636 and encodes 528 amino acids. The record is from RefSeq and is a predicted model, not a curated record.